AUGGCUGACAAAAAGAAGAUAUAUAGAUCUAUUGCCCGCUUCAUUGACAAGGAAAUAACUUCUAAUCUUUAUUCUUCGGAGGUUACGGAAAGCCUUGAAGUUGCAAAGCAAUGUAUCGAAACCGCUUUUCAUUUACCUGAAAAUGAAGCUGGUGAAGUCCCGGACUUGCAAGCAUUGUUUGAAUACCAGCCACAGAAAAAAACCAAUGCUGUUAAAACCGAACCUACAGAAGAAGCUAAGUCAAUGGCUGAAGCACUAAAAAAUCAAGUGCAUGAAAAAGAGAAGUUUGAGGAGGCUGUAGCUUGCUACAGUAAAGCCAUCGAGCUGUCACCGUAUAAUGCUGUCUUUUACUGCAACAGAGCUGCUGCUCAUUCUAGGUUAGAUCAUCACCAGGAUGCCAUUAGUGAUUGUCUAAAGGCAUUAGAAAUUGAUCCACACUACAGCAAAGCAUAUGGUCGAAUGGGAAUCGCAUAUUCAAGCAUCAAUAAUCAUGCCAAAGCUGUCGAAUGCUAUCGGAAGGGUCUAGAACUGGAUCCAAAUAACGAGAAUUGUCAACAGAACUUAUCCAUUGCAGAGGAAAAGUUGAAGAAUGCACCUAAUAGUUCUCAAGGCACAGGGUCAUUCAGUGGUUUUGAUCUAAAUUCUAUCUUGAAUAAUCCAAUGAUGCUAAAUAUGGCUCGUCAGUUUAUGAGUGAUCCGAAUGCUCAAAACAUGAUGAGGAAUUUACUGCGCAACACAUUUGGUGCACCCGAUGGUUCUAAUAGGGAUAAUUCAGCUGGUAAUGCUUGUUCUGACAAUUGUUCCAACGGAGCAACUGAGCCUAAUGCUCAGUCUGAUCAUAUCAGUGGUGAACAAAAUAUGGAUGAGUUUCUGCGCCUUGGUCAACAACUAGCUCAACAACUGCAAGCAUCUAAUCCGCAACUUGUAAACCAUCUACGUCAAACAUUUCAUUCCAAUGUCGCUGGACAGAAUGCCAAUCCCGAAAAUGAUAAUAAUGACAAUAACAAUGCAACUGCGAACUAA
This is a messenger RNA of Heterobilharzia americana, 1023 nucleotides long. The record is from the annotation of a GenBank genome assembly. NCBI's taxonomy places the organism in Eukaryota, Metazoa, Platyhelminthes, Trematoda, Strigeidida, Schistosomatidae.